UCGGGGAGAAGUUGUCUCUGAGUGUUUAUUAGCGUUCCACGGGGAUUAUAGACUUCGAGUUGAGCUACUGGUUCGAAUCUUGCAAAUCCUUCUUUACCGGAUCUGAGUUCUACUGUGUUAACACGGUUUCAAGAACACCCAGUGUAUCUAGGCGUCUAUUCCGGGCACUCCUCGUGUGUUACCGGUGUGCUCUAAGCUGAGUCCUCUUAUGACUUUGGUUUCUCAAAGAAUUGCAGGUGGCUUGCGUGAGGACCUAGAAGGCUGUAAGGCAGCGUAGACAGAUUCAGCGUGCAGACCAAGCUUUUCAGUCUCAACAGGCGAAACGCAAUCGGAAGAAUCUUUGGCUGGAUAGCAGAAGAAAAAAUUUCAAACUGUCGCACGAGAAACUAUGACCUUGAAGGAAAGUGUCCACCUGCGACUCCGUGAUACACCAACUAUUGGUUGUUCACGGAAUCUCGGCACAAUUGCUCAAAUGAAAACAGACUGCAAAAAGCGUCCCUCCUUGCCACAGCGACCUGUCCCCAUGUCUUUCAUAUCCCCCUUUUCCCCGACUCUCUUUGUCGUUUUUUCUGCCUUGUCAUUUUCCCUCACUCGCCUUUCUGCCGCUGCACUGUCUCCCGUUUCUCUUUCUUUCUGCCUCGCGGUCGUCCCGGCUUUCUUUCCCGCUUGGCACGCUCGGUUCCCUUCUCGCUUCCUCUUUCUCGAAAGAAGACAAACGUCUAGCAGAGGGAACUCGAGAGAGGGGGCACCGAAUUGGACAAACACAAAAGACUCGCAGAAGGGCAGAAGCAACAGCGACGGUUGAAAGCAAAGCAAUUAACCAUCAAAGUGUGUAGAGGAGGGCAGGAAAGAAGGGUCACACGAACUCGUCAAGCUUUGAGCGCUCCCCGCAUACCACGGAGAGGAGCGAGUGGGGGACACUUUGAAGAGCCCCGAGAUGUAAAGGGUCUAGAAAACAAAAACGCGGCAAAAAGAACGACCUCUCCACCGUUCACCCACUCUGUCUUGUCCACUUCGGUCUUAGCUGGCACACACUGCCUCCUCGUGGUUCCUUGCGGAACUUUGCUUCCCUCACAAAAAGAAAACGACAGACGAAAGGGAAAAACACUGGAGAGGAAAUGGCUCAAAACCAAGUCGACAACAGAGGACGAAACAGAGAACCAACGAGAACGCGAAUGUCUAAGAAUUCUCAAAGUCCAACGGUUCAUAACAGCGACAACGAGGCGUACGCGCUCUACUUCUGCUCCUCUCCUUCACUCUAUUCUCCCUUCUUCUCCAUUUUAGCUCGCUUUUCAGCCUCUUCUUCUCUGGCGUCUGCGUGUGGCUCUCGCCGUUUGACGAGAACCAACAACCUCCACGUCUCCUUCACUUUCCCUCCACGACAUUCGAAGUUCGAUUUUCGAAACUCCGCCUUCUCUACUCUUCCUUGCCACUUGCAUUCUUUCUCGACUGACAUUGGCACCUCGACUGCCUUGGCAUUGUCUGCCGUCCUCUAUGCGCCAAAACAGUGUCCACCCCCGCCUCAACUGGUGUUCUCUGUACAAACUUUGCGCGCGUUUCACAGCGUGUGCAAAGCCAGUCGGCAGGUGGUUUGCGCCCCAGUCGGGCGGCUGGCGAGGCCAAGAGCGCCGACCGCAGACAUGCUAAGCACCAAAAGUUUCUCUCGUGCGACUUUGACUCUCACGACUGUGCCACGCACGACGAGCGACUGUCCCUGCAAACUGUGAGGACCCUCCGAAGUCCCC
Messenger RNA from Toxoplasma gondii ME49, 1745 nucleotides. RefSeq lists its product as hypothetical. The record is from RefSeq and is a predicted model, not a curated record. The transcript has a single exon. Lineage: Eukaryota; Apicomplexa; Conoidasida; Eucoccidiorida; Sarcocystidae. Bases 1119 to 1727 code for a protein of 202 amino acids.